CAUGGAUCGACAAUGUGAUAGAGACAUUCAACCCUGACGUCAAAGAACGGUGAUUAUGGUUUGACUUGGAUUCUUACUUCCCCCCCUAUCCUUCUCUUUUCUUCUUCUGCACUCAAUAUUAAUUUCUAAACAUCCAGUGACAACCUUUGCUUCUUUUAUAUCCAUUGGCUGUGAUAUCAAGCGAUUCAUAGACAUUUCGGAUGUCAAUAAAGCAAUAACUUGGGGUAGAUACCCUUGGUAACGAGGAUGGCCACCAUGCGAAACCCGGCAGCCUUGACCGACCUCCCACUUGAGCUAUUAUGGAUGGUCUCUGAGUAUCUGUCACCAGUUGACCUUGCUUGUCUCGCCUUAGGGAAUCGUCAUCUGCUGCAUUCCUUUGCUGGGGCUGCUUUCAAAAACUUCUCAAACGGCCGCACCGGAAAUCCCACGGAUGACGCACGUAUCCAGCUAUUAUCUCGGCUUUCUUGCGACCUACCGCAGUACCAUCUCUGCUUUAUUUGUCUUCGACUUCAUUUGUGGAAAAAGGCUGGGCUGCCAAGCUAUCAUUUCAAGGUCAACCACCGCACAGAUGCCUUGGAUUAUACCAAUUGGUACCUUAUAAACGAUCUACCCCUCUCUCACCACCCAUCACAUACCCUUUACAGGUUCCACUUCGUGCAUCUACAGCUUGCCAUGAGAAGGUUUUACUACGGACCGGAGUUCGGAAUCCCCGUUGAGUCAUUGCUCUACACAGAGAUCAAAGCAAGCCGAUUCAAAUCUAACGGCCCGCUCUUACUACACCCCCCUAUCAACAAGGCAUCAGAAGGAGAUACUCAACAGGAUAAUAUGAUGAUUCUAUUCUCUGCUGAAGCUCGAAUCUGCUCUACGCCUCCGGCUUUAUGUAUGCGGACGCAAGAUAUAGCGGUAGUAACACGACAUAAUUUACCACGGCUGUGGCCAUGCCGCGAAAACGGACCUAUGAGUGUCUGCCGGCAUAUCCCCACUUUUGACCCGGGCUUCGACGACAUCUUGGCCUCUCAAAUUAGGCAUUAUUGCUCUACCACAAGCCCCCCGGUCCCAGCCGACCAAGGGAGUUGUGAUAAAUGUAAUACCUCUUGGCAGUUGGAGAUUCGAACCCUGGAUGAAACUCAUGCAAGCCUCAUUCUUACCAUAUGGAUGGACCUAGGACCGGGGCUCAGUGUGGAAGAUCCUCAGUGGAAGUAUCGUCUUUUUAAUGUACCCCCCUCGCUUUCAGCAAAACACGAAAUAGUGGACUCUCGCCUACGGUUCGAGAGGGACUCUGUUCAAGCUAGGUCUCCAAAUGCUCUGCCUGAGGAUGAGAUGUAUCACCGCAAUAUGUCGUUGCUAGAAGGGAAGAGAUAUCAAACGGUGAUGACUCCAGUAGACGGUAGAAUCUACGUAUUGCACGGACAAGCAGAAGCAAAAGCAAAGACAAGUCCUUCUCGCUGUAUUAUUCUCUGAGAAAAGCCAGCUAGGGUAUCCAAUGUUUGUUUAAUCUUUUAGAGGAACGCAAUUCAAGUCUUGGUUCUAGGGCUGUAGAUUGUCGAAAUCCCGCGUGUACUUCGAUGGAUCCACUACGAUAUUUCUGGAACGGGACCAAAUCAUGCGCUAAACCUAGUUAGAUCUAUGACAGA
Messenger RNA from Aspergillus campestris IBT 28561, 1634 nucleotides. RefSeq lists its product as uncharacterized. The coding region runs from base 247 to 1461 and encodes 404 amino acids. Lineage: Eukaryota; Fungi; Ascomycota; Eurotiomycetes; Eurotiales; Aspergillaceae. Gene Ontology annotation, molecular function: protein binding. The transcript has a single exon. The record is from RefSeq and is a predicted model, not a curated record.